Engraulis encrasicolus (European anchovy) is the source of this 1361-nucleotide messenger RNA. RefSeq names its product trichohyalin. The coding region runs from base 45 to 1337 and encodes 430 amino acids. The transcript is spliced from 6 exons. The record is from RefSeq and is a predicted model, not a curated record. NCBI's taxonomy places the organism in Eukaryota, Metazoa, Chordata, Actinopteri, Clupeiformes, Engraulidae.
CCCAGACGUUUCCGCGUGUCAGCUGACCGCGGAUUCCGGAUGUCAUGGAACGUGUGGUGGAAAUGCCCAGGGACAGUGGUUUCUCCAUCGCCGGGCCCUCCGCCAGCACCACCCCGCGCAAGCGUCAGGUGCGUUUCUCGGCCCGCCAUGACAUCAUGCUGCUGCGUGAGGUCGUCGCCCAGAACCCCUUCAAGGCCAAGGAGACGACGCGCAGCUGGGGCCGCGUGGGCGAGAUCAUCAGCGCCGCCCUGCAGGACGAGAGCUUCGAGGUGGACGCGCGCCGCUGCCGAGAGAGGACCAUGCUGCUGCUGGAUUACUACAAGAAGCAAGACUUCCCCAGUCUGCGCAGGUUUGGUACGGAGCGUCUGUAUGCCCAGAAGGAGGACCUGCUUCAGGUGGUGCUUGAGCUGGAGGCGGAGAAGGUGCUGGGGAAGGAGGAGAGCAAGUACCAUGACGACGAGCUGCUGAGGAGGAGAGUCCUGGGGAAGGAGGAGAGCAAGUACCACGACGAGGAGCUGAGGAGGAGAGUCCUGGAGGAGCUCAGCAUGCAGGAGGAGCAGGAGAAACCCGACCUGCUGUCUGCCACAGCACCCCCUACAGUGGUCACGACCCCUGAGCCCCCCGGGGAGGAGGCCGUUGGCGUUAGCGGCCGACACGGACACCUCAUCAGCGGGGUGCAGGAGCUGGUGGACGAUGACGACGACGACGGCGAUGACGACGGCGAUAACUGCGGCCUCCCGGAGCUGCUGCUGCCCGGAGGAGGGGGAGGGGGAGGGGCGUUGGCGUUGGCGCCCACGGCCAAGCGGGCGUGCCAGUGCUGCUGCCAGACCUACGCGGAGAUCCUCAGCUUCCUGGAGAAGCGGGCGGAGGCCGAGACGCGUCUGCGCGAGGAGGAGAUGGCGCUGCGGCGCGAGGAGCUGGAGCUCGAGCGCGAGAAGAUCGGACUGGAGCGCGAGCGGCUGGCGGCUGAGCGGCGGGAACGGGAGCAGAGGUUCGAGCUGGAGAGCCAGGAGAGGCAGGUCAUCCUGGACCUGCUCCGCGAGAAGGUGCUGCCGCCGAGGAGGGACAACCCCCCCGAGCAGUCGACGAGGAACCACCCAGAGCAGCCGACAAGGAACCACCCCGAGCAACCACUGAGGAACCACCCCGAGCAGCUGACGAGGAACCACCCCGAGCAGCAGCAGCCACUGAGGAACCCGCCUGAGUCACAGAUGAACCCCGAGCAGCAGCUGAGGAACCCCCCUGAGCAGCCGCAGAACAACCCCUCCGAGCAGCAGCAGCAGCCACCGCCAGCACAGCCACAGCCACAGGUCCGCGGGAAGGACGCAGAGGGCUGAGAGCGGCAACGUUAUUAGGGGCUU